AAUUCAGACAACGUGGCAACGCCGAAACGACAUUGUUUAUAUUGGUUGCGGGCCGAAUUUCCCUAAUUUUAUUGAAUAUAUUGCUUUUGCUAUGCAGAUUACAAUCAAAGUGCUAAAGGGCACGGACUGCACGCUCGAAGUCUCGCCGACAUCCACGAUUUUGGAGGUAAAACAACAGAUCGAAACGGAACUCCAAAUCUCGGCUGCGAAUCAAAAGCUCCUGCUCCUCGGGCGACCGUUGAACAACGAGCAGACAAUUGCCUCUUAUCCCAACAUCAAGGAGGGCACCAAACUCAACCUGGUGGUGAUGAAACCCUGCCUGCGCGACAGUAUUCAGCGGGGAUUCCGCAAACACUAUCCGGAACAGCAGGCGGAGCGGCUGACCAAUGAGUUUAUGACCGAUUUCGAGAAAAAACUGAACGAACAGAGCUUAGACGACCUGGAGAGAUUCGCUGAUAGCAUAGUUAGCAGAGCGACAACAUAGCCUGCACGACACCCCUAUUGAUCCAUCAAACCCCACUCCCUCCGACGAAUGCCUAUCCUCCUCCGCUAAGCAAAUUGUUUUUAUUUCCCCAAAGGUAGUAAAAAUUAAGACUUGACU
Drosophila serrata is the source of this 601-nucleotide messenger RNA. RefSeq names its product ubiquitin-like protein 4A. Gene Ontology annotation, cellular component: BAT3 complex. Gene Ontology annotation, biological process: post-translational protein targeting to endoplasmic reticulum membrane; tail-anchored membrane protein insertion into ER membrane. The record is from RefSeq and is a predicted model, not a curated record. Gene Ontology annotation, molecular function: protein-folding chaperone binding. NCBI's taxonomy places the organism in Eukaryota, Metazoa, Arthropoda, Insecta, Diptera, Drosophilidae.